Molecule: messenger RNA, 1341 nt
Organism: Prorocentrum cordatum
Lineage: Eukaryota; Dinophyceae; Prorocentrales; Prorocentraceae
Source: the annotation of a GenBank genome assembly
AUGCCGCGGGGCGCCCCAGUCUGGGCCUCCGCGCCGGCCCCGCACGAGCGGCUGCUCGCCGCGCAGCGCGCCGCGCUGGGAGGCGUCCUCCAGGAGCUGGAGGCGAAGGGCAGGAAGGGCACGUUCUCGCAUUGGGCGUGGUGGGUCUUCCCCACGGAGGCCAUCGGGAAGCACGACCCUGAGCAGACCUGCGUCACUGCGGCCACGGCGACGUGGCUGACGGCGCAGGACGACGGGACGUGGCGCAGGGUGCUGGAGAAGGUCUGCGAGCUCGCGGACGCAACGGGGACUGGAGUUCUACCCGCGCGUGAUCACGGCCGCGUGCAUCAUUUUAUCCAGUUCUGGUCCCGGGUGGACGGCAGGCCGCCCUGGAUGACGGCGGUCAGCGGGGCCGCCCCCGCCACGGGCAUCCGCCACCACCACCCCCCCGCUGGAGGCGUCCUGCCCGGCGGGGCCGCUCCGCUGCUGGCCAGGCUGGGCCGCGCUGGGAGGCCCCACACCGCGGCCGCGCUGCUCGAGUGGAUGCAGCGCUCCGCCCUGCAGGUGGGCACUGUGCACUUCAACACCACCAUCGGAGCCCACGAGAAGGCCGGGCUCUGGGCGGAGGCGGCGCAGCUCUUGGGAAGCAUGGCCGCGCUCAUGGCGGAGCCCGACACCGUGUCGCACAACUCCGCCAUCGGCGCGCUGGCCCGGGCCUCGCAGUGGGCCCGCGCGCUGGCGGCCCUGGGCCGCCUGCGCGAGGCGGAGGUCCGCGCCGACGCCGUCGGCUACAAUGCGGCGAUGAGCGCGUGCGAGCGAGGCGAGCAGUGGCAGCGCGCGCUACUGCUCUUCGGCCAGAUGGGCGACGAGGGAGGCGUGGCUCGUAGCACCGUGUCGCACAACACCGCCAUCGCCGCCUGCAGCAGAGCCGUGCACUGGACGGGCGCGCUGGAGCUGCUCGCCCGCAUGAGGGGGUCGCGCGUGCGGGCCGACGCCAUCUCGCACAACGCGGCCAUCAGCGCGUGCGGCAAGGGCGGCGAGUGGCGCGCCGCCGUGGCGGUCUUCGGCGAGAUGUGCGGACACAGUCUUCCAGCAACCACAAUUACCUACAGCGCUGUAAUUACGGCGUGCGGCAACGGCGCUAGGUGGGAGCUGGCGCUCCAGACGCUCAGCGAGAUGGAAGCCAGCGCCCUGACGGCGGAUUCCAUCGCCCUCAACGCCGCCAUCUCGGCUUGCGACCGCGGGGGGCAGUGGACCGUGGCGCUGUCCCUGCUGGCAAGCAUGAAGAAGAGGGCGGCCACUGUUGACGCGGUCACGUACGGCGCGGCGACCAGCGCCUGCGAGCGCUUCGGCCUUUGGGAG